AUGAGGGCGGUGCCAACCCGAGGGCUGAAGAGCGCGGGUUGGGACCCCGAGGUCCGGCAGCCAAUGGGAGAGCGGCUCCUGGCUCCCCCGCGGGGGCUGCAGGUGCGCCCACCAGCGAUUCGGGCGGCGCAGCCGGGGCGAGACGGGCUAGUAGGAGCCGCGGGGCCGGCUGGGAUUUCCCAGAGCCCCAGCCCAGGCCAGGAAAACUCUCCAGCGCCUGACUUGGCAAGGGGAGAAAGGGCUGCCUCCGGAGACAGGGAGGACGGCGCCGUGGAGGUUCGGAAAGAAACCAUCACCCUGGCCUUCGUGAGGGAGCACGCACAGAAGGGGCUGCAGAGCGCCCAGCCACAGGGCAAGAAGAGGCGGAGGAGAAAGAGAUGAUUGGUGAUCAAUCUGUCCAGCUGCCGGUACGAGAGUGUGCGCAGGGCCGCCCAGAAGUAUGGGCUUCGCGAGGGGGGCGAGGAUGAGGACUGGACUCUGUACUGGACGGACAGCUCCGUGUCUCUGGAGCGGGUGAUGGAGAUGAAGAGUUACCAGAAAAUCAAUCACUUCCCCGGCAUGAGUGAAAUCUGCCGCAAGGAUCUGCUGGCCAGGAACAUGAGCCGCAUGCUGAAGAUGUUCCCGAAGGACUUCCUCUUCUUCCCCAGGACCUGGUGCCUCCCCGCUGACUGGGGAGGCCUACAGACCUACAGCAGGUCCCGGAAAAAUAAGACGUACAUUUGCAAGCCAGAUUCGGGCUGCCAAGGACGAGGAAUAUUCAUCACCCGGACGGUGAAGGAAAUCAAGCCAGGGGAAGAUAUGAUCUGCCAGCUCUAUAUCUCAAAGCCCUUUAUCAUCGAUGGGUUCAAAUUUGACCUACGGAUUUACGUGCUGGUGACGUCCUGUGACCCCCUCAGGAUUUUUGUGUAUAAUGAAGGACUGGCCCGCUUUGCCACCACCUCCUACUCCCACCCCUGUGCCGAUAACCUGGACGACACCUGCAUGCACCUGACUAAUUAUUCCAUUAAUAAGCACAGUUCAAACUUCAUUCAAGACGCGCACUCGGGCAGCAAGAGGAAGCUGUCGGCCUUCAAUGUCUACAUGGAGAGCCACGGCUACGACGUGCAGCAGAUCUGGAGGGCCAUUGAGGACCUCAUUGUGAAGACCCUCAUCGCUGCCCACCCGGUCAUCAAGCACAACUACCAGACCUGCUUCCCCAGCCACACGCUCAACAGCGCCUGCUUCGAGAUCCUGGGCUUCGACAUCCUGCUGGACUGCAAGCUCAAGCCCUGGCUGCUGGAGGUCAACCAUUCUCCAAGUUUCUCCACUGACACCCGGUUGGACAGGGAGGUGAAGGACAGGCUGCUGUAUGACACCUUGGUUCUCAUCAACCUGGGGAGCUGUGACAAAAAGAAAGUCCUGGAGGAGGAGAGACAGCGGGGCCGGUUCUUGCAGCAGUGCCGUUCUCGGGAGGUCAGGAUCGAGGAAGCCAAAGGGUUCCAGGCUGCCAGGUUGCAGAAAACCGAGAAAUAUGAGAAGGACAACUGUGGCGGGUUCCGGCUGAUUUACCCCAGCCGGAAUCUGGAGAAGUAUGAGAAGUUUUUCCAGGACAACAGCUCGCUUUUCCAGAACACUGCUGCCUCCCGGGCCCGGGAGGGAUGCGCCCGGCAGCUGAUCCAGGAACUGAGACUGCGGCAGGAGCAAAAGCCCUUGCAGACUCGGCAGAAGAAGGCAGAGGUGCAGGGCGAGGUGGCAGGCGAGCAGGCCCAGGGCAGGAGCUCCAGGCCCUGGCGACCGUCGCAGCAGCAGAGAUGCAAGGCCGCCAAGCACAGCCCCAGACAAUACUUCCAGCCGCUGGCGCUGGUGUCCUGCAUGCCUAGCUUGCUCCUGGGUGUCAGAGAUAGAAAGAAGAGCGACAAGGACAGUGGCUUCAGCCCAGACGCCCCCAAGGAGGGGGCUGGGCCCACAACUGCCAGGCCCUGCAGCUCCGAGCUGGACCUGAGGAGUCCCCAUCGCAGCGGCUCCGGGCUGCAGCACUGUGCACCUGGUGACAACUUCGAGACACCUGCGCCGGACCCUGACACCAGCCCUGCCUCCGGCUCCGCACCCUUGACCUCGGGAGAAAUUUCCCCAGAGUCCACAGCUUCGGUCUCAGCCUCUGCAGAGGUCCUGCCGCACCCAGCCCCGCACACCACGUCCAAACACAGCAGCCCAGCAGUGGUCAGAGUCGUCUCCUUUCAGUGCAAGCAGCAGCAGCGGACCCCCCAGCAGCUCACCAAGGAGAAGAUGGCACAGCCUUCCACACCCCCGGUGUCCCAGCUCUUUAUACAGAAUUUGACUCCCAGCUGGAGCCGGUUGAAGAACAACACACAGGAAGAGCGCUUGGUGUCAGAGCUGCUGACCAAUAUUCAGCUGAAGAGGAGAUUGGCCCUGUUCCCGGCUCACUACAACUCACGGCUGCUGCUGAGUGCCCAGCCACACAAGUGCCCACAUGUGCCAGGGAGUGGCAAGAGCCCAGGAAGCCCCUGUCUGCCCAGAGAGGGCUGCUCUGGCACCUGCAGCUCCGCCGAGAAGAGGCAGCCGAAUGGGUCCCCCCUGCUCCUCCUGGAGAGGCCCCAGAGCCACAGCGUGUCCCUCAAGGAUCUCCUGGUGGUUGCCACCCCAGCCCAUCUGGACCGGCGGCCGGGCAGAAGCCAGGCAGGGCUCGUGAAGCACCUGUGUGUGCAGGAUCGGGACGCCUAGAGCCACUGCCUGGUCUCUGGCCACAAAGGAUGUGAGGGGAACUAG
Molecule: messenger RNA, 2766 nt
Organism: Octodon degus (degu)
Lineage: Eukaryota; Metazoa; Chordata; Mammalia; Rodentia; Octodontidae
Gene: Ttll6
Product: tubulin tyrosine ligase like 6
Exons: 15
Biological process (GO): microtubule cytoskeleton organization; protein polyglutamylation
Cellular component (GO): cilium
Molecular function (GO): tubulin-glutamic acid ligase activity; tubulin binding
Source: RefSeq, a predicted model, not a curated record